GUCCAGCCUAUGGUCACGUGUUCGUCGGCCAAUCAAGACCAGUUUCGCCGCUGGUCCGUUCCGCGAAUUGCUCUACGCUCAUCGCUUCUUAAAAUAAGUCCUUUCGGUCUUCAUUUUGGUCCCGUUUGUUGCGAGGCGAGGUCGUGAUCGAACGUUUCGGCCAUCGAAGCUGGCGUUGGAAACUAAAGGUGCACGUGGACGGUGUUGUGAUGACCUUGAAACUUUUCAAGAAUUCGUCUAGUGUGACCGGGUAUUAUGCGUGAGCAUGUCAUAGCUGGGUUGUUGGUUGUUAACUACUAAUGAAGUUUAUUUUGAAGCUUAAACUGAAUGGCACUCCAGUUUCUCUGUCAUAACAUGCUUGCGCAGUGUAGUUGAUAAUCCCAUCGACAAUGCCAGAGGGAUGCGCGAUGAAAGCAUUAAUAUAAGUGAUGUCAUUGAAGUUAUCGAAACCGACCCGGACUUCAAAGAGUCCACGAUGUUCAACGGUGGCGGCGAAAUCCCUCAACCAGUCAUCCAACAACAACAGCAAGCGCACCAGAGCCGACGCAGGGCCUACGUAAAAAUCGUCGAACAGCCGGCAUCCAAAGCCCUCAGGUUCCGGUAUGAGUGUGAAGGACGCUCCGCUGGUUCCAUCCCCGGCGCUUCCAGUACCCCCGAAAACAAGACUUUUCCCUCGAUUCAAGUCGUGGGGUACCAGGGAAGGGCAGUGGUGGUCGUUUCAUGUGUAACGAAGGACGAACCCUACAGACCGCACCCCCACAACUUGGUGGGUCGAGAGGGCUGCAAGAAGGGAGUGUGUACCAUGGAGAUCUCGUCGGAGACCAUGUGUGUGACGUUCUCGAAUUUGGGGAUCCAGUGUGUGAAGAAGAAAGACAUUGAGAGUGCGUUGAGGCUUAGAGAGGAAAUUAAAGUGGACCCGUUUAUGACUGGCUUCAGUCACCGGAAUCAGCCCACCUCCAUCGACCUAAACGCUGUGCGCUUGUGUUUCCAAGUAUUCCUAGAGGGCGAACGCCGGGGUAAAUUCACCGUCCCUUUGACUCCCGUAGUCAGCGAGCCCAUUUAUGACAAAAAAGCGAUGUCGGAUCUCCUCAUUGUUAAACUAUCGCAUUGCAAUAGCUACGUGGACGGCGGAAGAAACGAGAUCAUCCUUCUCUGCGAGAAAGUCGCCAAGGAGGACAUACAAGUGCGGUUUUUCGAAGAGAAAAACGGAAAAGUCGUUUGGGAGGGCUUCGGCGACUUUCAACCCUCUCAGGUGCACAAGCAAACGGCGAUUUGUUUCAAGGCACCUCGCUACCACACUUUAGAUAUCACCGAACCCGUCAAAGUCUUCAUCCAGUUGAGAAGACCGUCAGAUGGAGCCACGAGUGAAGCGCAUCCCUUCGAAUUUUUGCCAUUAGAUUCAGGUAGGCCUCUAUAUUGGUCGUUUAGGAGAAAUUACGCGAAAAAAGGCAACUAUAACCUGUUUAGUACGUUAUUGGCGAGUGACGCUAAACUGUCGAAACAAGGACAGAUGGAACGCGAGAAAAAAUCAGAAGAAUUGACUGAGAAAGCAACGAGCGUGGAUACGGCAGAAACUAAUAAUAACGAUAUAUACGCGGAGAAUUACUCAAAAGUGCAGAAAGAACCAACCAAAGAGAAGUCUUUCAAUGAGUUGAUUAACCAAGUGGCCGAACUCGAUGAGAUAUACUCCGAGACGCAAGCACGUCUGCUCAAUGAAGCUCUGAGGGAUAUUGGUAAACCUCAGUACGAAGAGUCGUUCGACGACGGCAAAACCUACUCGAGCUUACAACUAGCCUUUAAAAACCCCAUCGACAUCGUCGAUGAUGAACCAGAAGAAAUCAUCGAACCGCAGAGUCCGAUUGUAGACGUAAGCGUCGCAAAUGUGGCACCUCCCAGCCCGAUCCUAGACGCAGCUGACCGAACUAUUGCAGACGGAAGUCCUCGCAAUAAACGCGAAAGUCCCGAGAAGCCUCCACUACCACCCAAACGUACCAAAAAAAUUGAAACCUACAUCGGGAAUUCAGUACAAGAUUUGAACGAAAAGACCCCUGAGACGCCUCGGGUGUCGGUGAGUCGUUCGCACUCCUUCAGCAUGACGCGACCUAAAUCAGAAGAGUUUGCGCCUCUAACAAAACUACCACCGACUCCCUGUUCCACGCUCCCUAACCCGAAGAAGAAAGGACUUUUCUCCAAGUUGUUCGGUCGUAAAAAUAAAACCCCUGCUGCGUCACGCGAGGCUAGUCUUUCUCCGUCUUUCCGUACCGAGAAUUUGGGUUGCAGUGCUACCAACAUUUCGACCACGUCCGCUACUAGUAUAAGAAUCCCGUUGAAAGAUAGUCCGACGGCUAGCAUAAACGACGGUAAUCAGGAUACUGUAAUGCAAGAUUUGACACUCAAUUUGGAUUUGACUGAAGCUGAACACUACGCUUUGUACACCGCUAUGGCGCCACACGCCACUCAGAGCGAGUUUGACGAAAUGUCGUGCUACUACGCACCGGUCGAAGGCGGGAAGAUUUUGACAAACAGUGAAAUGUUGGCAAGACUGACGUCAAAAACGUGAUCUGUUUUCGUUUAACUCUGUUGUAUCUACUUUUUGUACCUAUUUUGAUAACUGUUGCAUGAUUGAAUUAUUUAUGCAAUCCACUGUAUUGAAACGUUUAUUUAUCUAAGGUUAUUUUUAGAGCCGGGUAUGCUUAAAAGAAAGCGGCAGAAAUACCAUGACCCCACUCAGUUGUUGAGGCAUGUUGAGGAAAGUGAGAAGAGUAAGUUUUU
This is a messenger RNA of Zophobas morio, 2772 nucleotides long. RefSeq names its product embryonic polarity protein dorsal-like (gene Dl). The transcript is spliced from 6 exons. Gene Ontology annotation, molecular function: RNA polymerase II cis-regulatory region sequence-specific DNA binding; DNA-binding transcription factor activity, RNA polymerase II-specific. Gene Ontology annotation, biological process: inflammatory response; innate immune response; positive regulation of transcription by RNA polymerase II. The record is from RefSeq and is a predicted model, not a curated record. Gene Ontology annotation, cellular component: nucleus; cytoplasm. Lineage: Eukaryota; Metazoa; Arthropoda; Insecta; Coleoptera; Tenebrionidae. Bases 401 to 2560 code for a protein of 719 amino acids.